This is a messenger RNA of Anoplopoma fimbria (sablefish), 6609 nucleotides long. It is a transcript of the gene dcc, whose product is annotated as DCC netrin 1 receptor. Lineage: Eukaryota; Metazoa; Chordata; Actinopteri; Perciformes; Anoplopomatidae. Gene Ontology annotation, molecular function: protein binding. Gene Ontology annotation, cellular component: membrane. The transcript has 29 exons. The coding region runs from base 1 to 4506 and encodes 1501 amino acids. The record is from RefSeq and is a predicted model, not a curated record. Gene Ontology annotation, biological process: cell-cell adhesion.
AUGGAGCCGGGUUUGGUUGGAUGUACUGGUGAUGUUUGGGAGGUGACGGCGCGGAGGAGGGGGAGGACGGGAGGACUCUACCUGCUGCUGCUCUGCUGGCUGCUGGCUGCUCACACCACGGCGCACGCCUCAGACGCCUACUCAUCUUUCUCCCCCUCCUCCUCCACCUCGUCAAGUCUCGGAGGCUUUGUGGACUUCACUUUCAGCCAAGAGCCUCAGGACGCUGUAACGGUGAGAGGUGGCGUUCUGCAGCUCGACUGCCAGGCGCAGUCCGACGCAGCGGCGGGACCUCCCUCCAUCACAUGGCGCAAGGACGGCGUGCUGCUGAGCACGGUGGUGGAUGAGCGGCGGCAGCAGCUGGCUAACGGCUCGCUGCUGGUGCAGAACGUUGUGCACUCGCGGCACCACCGGCCCGAUGAGGGCGGAUACCAGUGCCUUGCCACGCUGGACGGACUGGGUAGCAUCGUUAGCCGGACCGCCAGGGUCACUGUGGCAGGUCCACUGAAGGUGGUCGUACCCACCGAGUCCGUUUCCUCGUACCUCGGCGAUACCGCCCUGCUGCGCUGCGAGGUCUCUGGGGACCCGACGCCAAUCAUCCGCUGGCAGAAGAACCGGGAGGACCUGCCGCUGACCUUUGACCCGGACUCCCGCCUGGCGGUGCUGCCGUCCGGCUCCUUGCAGGUCAGCCCCGUCCAGCCCCCAGACUCGGCCACGUACCGCUGUCUGGCCGACAACCCCGGCAGCACCAGGACGGGGACAGACGCCGAGCUCCGAGUUCUCCCAGAGCCCGGGGUGAGCAGGAACCUCCAGUUCCUCCAGCGUCCAUCCAGAGGAACGGCUCUGCUGGGAACAGAUGCUGUGCUGGAAUGUUCCGCUUCCGGGUACCCGACUCCGAGCAUCCAGUGGAGGAGAGGAGAGGAACUGAUCCAGAGCUGGAAUAACAAGUACUCUCUGCUGGUGGGAAGUAAUCUGAUCAUCAGGAGCGUCACUGACGACGACUCUGGCAGUUACAGCUGCACAGCCGCCAACAAGAAUCACAACAUCACUGCAAACACAGAGCUGAGUGUACUAGUGCCUCCUCAGUUCCUGAACUACCCGACCAACACGUACGCCUACGAGUCCACGGACAUCGAGCUGGAGUGUGCUGUGACGGGAAACCCGCCGCCGACUGUACGCUGGAUGAAGAACGGAGAGGAAGUCAUCCCCAGCGACUACUUCCAGAUAGUGGACGGCAGUAACCUGCAGAUUUUGGGUUUGGUGAAGUCGGAUGAAGGAUUUUAUCAGUGUGUAGCUGAAAAUUCAGCCGGCAGCUCGCAGGCGAUGGCUCAGCUGCUCCUCCGAGAACCAGUGUCCCCCAGCCCGGGCGUUGCCCUCCCCUCUGCCCCCCGCGACCUGGUCCCUGUCCUAGUGUCCAGUCGAUUUGUCCGACUCAGCUGGCGCCCCCCAGAGGAGACCGGAGGAGCCGUGCAGACCUACGGCAUUUACUACUCCCAGGACGGAAUCGAGAGGGAGCGGUCAGUGAACGUGUCAGAGCCGGAGUCUCUGGAGCUGACGGUCUCCAACCUGAAACCAGAGGAGAGCUACAGCUUCAGAGUCAUCGCUUACAACGAGGUGGGGCCAGGAGAGAGCUCCGCCCCUAUGAGGAUCACCACCAAACCAGACCUCCAAGUCCCCAGCAGGGUGGAGUCCCUCCAGGCCGAGGCUCUGUCUCCCACCUCGGUCCAGGUGAGCUGGGAGCCUCCCAGCCAACCCAACGGCCCCAUCCUGGGCUACCGACUGCUGUGGACUGAGAGCCCGUCAGCCAAGGAACAGAGUGUGGAGGUGAACGGACUCAACUACAAGAUGGAGGGACUCAACAAGUUCACGGAGUACACGGUUCGGGUUUUGGCGAUCAACCGCUACGGACCGGGCACCUCCCCCGAGACCGCCAGCGUCACAACCCUAUCAGACGUACCCAGCGCUCCUCCCCAGAACAUCACCUUAGAGGUUGUCCUGUCCAGGAGCAUCAAGGUGUCAUGGCAGCCGCCUCCGCGAAGCGCCCAGAAUGGCAUCAUCUCCGCCUACAAGAUCAAAUACAGGAAGACCGGUCGCCGUGGAGACCAAGAGGCCAUCGAACCCAACAACUUCUGGUUCCUGUUUACAGGUCUAGAGAAAGGCAGUCAGUACAGUUUCCAGGUAGCAGCCAUGACAGCCAAUGGAACAGGUCCGGCCAGUGACUGGUACAACGCUGAGACUCCGGAGAACGACCUGGAUGAGAGUCAGGUUCCAGAUCAGCCCAGCUCCCUGCACGUCAGACCGCUACCCAACAGCAUCAUCAUGUCCUGGACUCCGCCCCUCAGCCCCAACAUCCUGGUCCGAGGCUACAUCAUCGGCUACGGGGUGGGAAGCCCCUAUGCCGAGACGGUCCGAGUGGACAGCAAGCAGAGAUACUACUCCAUAGAAAACCUGGAGCCGAGCUCGCACUACGUGAUUUCCCUGAAGGCGUUCAAUAACGCCGGCGAGGGCGUCCCUCUGUAUGAGAGCGCUGUUACUCGAUCCCUGACAGACCCCAUAGACCCAUCUGAGGAUGACCUCUUCCACCUCUUUGAUAAAUACCCCACUCCCAUGCCAGACACCAGCACUCCCAUGAUCCCACCGGUGGGGGUCCAAGCUGUGGCUCUGUCCUCGGACUCGGUCCGCGUCUCCUGGGCCGACAACUCGAUGACCAAGAACCAGAAGGCGUCUGAGGUCCGGUACUACUCCGUCAAGUGGAAGACCAGCUACUCCACCAGUGGAAAGUACAAGUCUGCAGACACGACGGCACUCAGCCACACCGUCACCGGCCUCAAACCAAACACCAUGUACGAGUUUGCUGUCAUGGUUACCAAAGGUCGCAAGUCCAGCACCUGGAGUAUGACGGCGCACGCCACGACCUACGAAGCAGCUCCUAGCUCCGCCCCCAAAGAUUUGACAGUCAUCAGUCGAGAGGGACGACCCCGCGCCAUUUUAAUCAGCUGGCAACCGCCGAUGGAGGCCAACGGCCGGAUCACAGGUUACAUCGUGUACUACACGCUGGAUAAGAACAUGCCCAUAGAUGAUUGGGUGAUGGAGGCGAUCACUGGUGACCGGCUGACCCAUCAGGUCGUGGAUUUGAACCUCGACACGGUUUAUUACUUCAGGAUUCAGGCCAAGAACGCAAAAGGAGUUGGCCCGCUGUCUGAGCCCGUCCACUUCAGGACCGCGAAAGUGGAACAUCCAGACAAGAUGGCCAAUGAUCAAGGUCGAGGGGGAGACCACGCCUACUGGCCGUCUGACACCAACCUCAUUGACAGGAGCAGCAUCAACGAGUCUCCCAUUGGUCAGAUGCGUCCACCUCACGGCAGCGCCACGCCCCAGAAGAACAGCAACCUCCUGGUCAUCAUCGUGGUUUCCGUGGGAGCCAUCACCGUGGUCGUGGUCGUCAUCGUGGCGCUCAUCUGCACCCGGCGCUCCUCCGCCCAGCAGAGGAAGAAGAGAGCGAGCCACAGUGCCAGCAAGAGGAAGGGCAGCCAGAAGGACUUGCGGCCCCCCGACCUGUGGAUCCACCACGAGGAGAUGGAGAUGAAGAACCUGGAGAAAGCUCCCAGCGUGGCCCCGUCCGUACGCGAUUCGCCCAUACAGUCCUGCCAGGACCUUCCCCAGGUCGCACACAGCCAAUCAGAGAGCCAGAUGGGCAGCAAGAGCAGCCACUCAGGAGCUGACGGCGACGAGGCGUCCAGCAGCAUCUCCACUCUGGAUCGCUCCCUGGGGGCCAGGAGGGGAACGCGAAGCAAGAUGAUGAUUCCUAUGGACUCACAGCCCAGCAACACACCGGUGGUCAGUGCCAUCCCGGUUCCAGCCCUGGACUCCUCUCAGUAUCCUGGUAUUCUGCCUUCACCCUCCUGCGGCUUCACCCACAACAAGUUCAGCCUGAGACCGAUGCCUUUCCAAAGCCUGACCGUGGACAGAGGAUACACACCAGCGAUGCCUUCGGACUCCUCCAUCAAUCCUCUCCUCCAGCAGCAGCCCCAAACCCAGCAGGCCACUCCGCUCCUCCCCGGCUCCUCAGCACCUUCUGGGGAGCACGUCCCUGGCCCGAUCCCGGGGGCCCCUGCUACUACUGACGAGACCCAGGCUGGCAGCGGUCGCACCAUCCCAACAGCCUGCGUUCGGCCCACCCACCCGCUCCGGAGCUUCACCAACCCGCUGCUGCCACCGCCGAUGGGCACCAUUGACCCCAAGGUGUACACCUCCAUGAUGCCGCAAUCCAGUGCGAGCCUCCCGAAGCCCCAGGUGAAGACGGCCUCUCUUGGCCAGGCCGGUAAGGCCCGCUCCCCUCUGCUGCCCGUCUCAGUCCCCACGGCGCCGGACUUACCGGAGGAGGGAGGAACCAAACCUGCAGAGGAUUCGGCCGCCAACGUUUACGAGCAGGACGACCUGUCGGAGCAGAUGGCCAGUCUAGAAGGGCUGAUGAAGCAGCUCAACGCCAUCACCGGCUCCGCCUUCUAACCUGUGAUACUGUCCCCUAGCCCAGCCCCUCAGCCACGGUCCAGUCUGGAACCCUUCUUCAAGCCUCGGUGUCACUCCGCGCCACAUACGCUAACGUCGAUCUGGGGUUUGAAGAGGAAAUCAAACGUCCGUGCUGGGUUGAGUUUCUUUGGUUUCCGCUGGUCUCGGGGCUAGUAUUUACUGUUUGGGACCAGGGAAAAGGAUGGAAGGGAAUCAAACAGAGAAAAGAAACACUACAGCAGCACAGCAUCAACUCCAAGAGCAGGACGAGGGUGGAGGGGCUGAGACCCCCUCUAGACUCUUCAACCUCAAACAGAAAACUAGAAAAAACUGAGACCUAGUGCCUCGGCCUCAUUACGCAGAAGGAUGGGAUUAUCAGAACAAAAAAAAGACGACAAAGAUCCCUCCUGUUUCUCUUCUCUGUGGUAUUUAUUAACGUCCUCCGCUGGGUUAUCUACAACUCAGUUACUGUGACCGUACCUCACUUGUUUCUUUCGCUGUUGGAAGUAUUCUUUUCGUCUUUUUUUGGGGGGGUAUUCCAACUUUGUGCACUUACAGGAUGUGCAUAUGUUUUGAAAGUGCCACGAGAAUCUACAGUAAGAAAAAGAAAACGCAUCAUCAGCCUCCAAAGUUUCACCAAAACAUUCGGUUUUUCACCUGGACCGAGGUCCGCCCGCUAGCAAAGUGGUCCUCCCAUUUCUUGCCUAUUUUUCCUUCCUUUUACCCUUUCUUGAACAAAACAGUAUGAUUUUCAUGAGCCAACCAUUAUUCAUUACCUACUUCUGGAUUCUGAGGCUUUAAAAAUUAAUUUAAAAAUGCGAUUUUUGCCAGAUAGAAACAAUUGUGAGAACAAAAAUGUGAUUUUGGCCAGAUAGAAACAAGCGUGGUGACCUUCUAGACCGGUCUGAAUGGCCUGGAUCGGUUCUAGCUGACUCUACUCUUACAGGACUGUAUAGAAACCUCUAUAGACUCCCACAGUCUGUUGCUGCUCUUGAACAAGCCUUUACUCUGCCUAACCCACAUGAACUCCGAUCCUUACCUACGAGGACACGUGCCAAAUUCUCAUCUUGGACAACUUAUUGUAAUCCUUCUUAGUUUUUUGCUCCUUUGUUUAAGUCUGUCUCAGUCCUAAAUCAUUGACCGAAAGCCAAUGAUGAGCAGUGAGACGAUCCGUGUGGAAUCGUCUCAAAAAAAUCUUGUUGAAUGAAGGAUGGCUUUGGAUGGCCAGGCGGCAAUUGGUCCUUUUUAGAAGAAUGCGAUCAAAUUCAGUUUUAACACCUCGUUUAGAGUCUGUCACCUUUCACUGCUGGCUGGAGAACUAAAGACCAAUCGCGGUCUGCAAAAAAUCGUUGGCUUCUGGGACAAUGGGUCAUGUGUUUGCAAGAGGCGGUUACAGGAUCGGCAAAACUCAAUAUGCUAUGGCGAGAAAGAGAUAAUGAAGUUAUGAUCACAAGACAGCGACUUGUUACCUCAAUGGGUAAUUUUACUUUUAUCUCUGGAUCAAGAUUACAAAAUACCAUAGUGUUUUCUUGAGGGAAACGAAUAAAUUGUUUGAAAUUACUGUGAUGGAGGAAUAAAUUGUGAAGGUGGUGUUACGGUAACAGGAUCAAGGAUCAAGUCAUUAGUAGUGGAAUUUUUGUUGUUUUUAUGAUAAUUAUUAUAAACGGGAUUAGAGAUGUAAGUGGGGAGCGGAUGAUGAUGAUGAUAAUGAUGAUGAUAAUGAGAGUGACCUCUACCGUUGUUUUCACUAUGUGCCGUUUCAGUAUGCGUUUGUGUGAAGGUGAGUAUAUACCUAGUAUAUACCUGCUUUUGAGGAACCCAUAUUUAUUUUUCAUGAGAUAAAUACACGCAUACCUCUGUCCACCUCGAUUGAAAUUAUAUAAAAAUAACAAAACCGCCAGCUUCACUUUGAGUUCACUUCAGGGCAUAUCUUUUUUUAUACAAAAAGAGAAAGGAAAAAAAAGUUACAAAAACAAAACACACAAAUAAUACAUAUUCCGCAAAGUAUAUUUUUACAUUUGCUGUCCUGUCAGAACGAUGGUUUUUUUUUCUCAAAUCAGGUUUUAUCGGACACAUUUCCACAGAGAGAACUGCUUAUAAGGG